Molecule: messenger RNA, 1533 nt
Organism: Medicago truncatula (barrel medic)
Lineage: Eukaryota; Viridiplantae; Streptophyta; Magnoliopsida; Fabales; Fabaceae
Product: probable serine/threonine-protein kinase PBL23
Exons: 5
Coding region: 28-1209 (393 amino acids)
Biological process (GO): protein phosphorylation
Molecular function (GO): protein kinase activity; ATP binding
Source: RefSeq, a predicted model, not a curated record
CAAUAUUAUUAAGGUUUGUUUGAAAACAUGAGUUGCAUUCCAUGUUGCUGCAAAUCCGAGGUUAAAUCAACCUCUUACAACCAAGUUUCCAACAAAGUUUCCAAAGGAAGAAGAACAUUUAAAUCAUUAGCAGAUGCUAUGUCACGAAAAACAGGUAGCAGCAGACAUAGACAAAUUACAACAGAAAUACUAAAAUAUGGAGCUGCAAAAAACGAUGUUAAAGUAUUAACAUAUGAAGAAAUUGCUGAGGCAACAAACAACUUCGGUUCUGAUUGUCUUGUGGGAGAAGGUGGAUUUGGGAAUGUGUAUAAAGGAUACAUGAAAAGCAUUGAACAAACUGUAGCUGUGAAGACUCUGAACAGGGAUGGGAAUCAGGGAACAAGAGAAUUUUUCGCAGAAGUUUUAAUGUUGAGUAUGGUGAAUCAUCCAAACCUAGUGAAGCUUGUUGGUUAUUGUGUAGAAGAUGAUCAAAGGAUUUUAGUUUACGAGUACAUGACCAAUGGAAGCUUGGAAGAUCACCUUCUUGAUAUAGGUAAUGAUAAGGAACCAUUGGAUUGGCAUACAAGGAUGAAAAUUGCCAACGGAGCAGCAAGAGGACUUGAAUAUCUGCAUAACUACGCAGAUCCACCGGUGAUUUUUCGUGAUUUAAAAUCGUCUAAUAUACUAUUGGAUGAAAAUUUCAAUCCAAAGCUUUCUGAUUUUGGUCUUGCCAAGAUUGCCCCAAGAGAGGGUGAGUUUGUGCCCAAAACUAGAGUUAUGGGGACUUAUGGCUACUGUGCACCAGAAUAUGUUGCUACUGGUCAAUGUACCUCAAAGUCAGAUAUUUAUAGUUUUGGUGUUGUGUUUUUGGAAAUAAUCAGUGGUAGGAGAGUAAUUGACACUGCCAGAGAUGCAGAAGAACAAAACUUGAUUGAUUGGGCACAACCUUUGUUUGAGGAUAGAGCAAAGUUCACUCUAAUGGCUGAUCCUUUGCUUAAAGGAAAGUUCCCUGUAAAGGGACUAUUUCAAGCCCUUGCAGUGGCAGCAAUGUGUCUACAAGAAGAAGCUGACACGCGCCCGUACAUGGAUGAUGUCGUAGAGGCUCUUGCACAUUUAGCAGUACACAAAACUGAUGAAAAAGACAUAGCUGGUGAAUCUAUAAAAACUGCUGGUCAUGUUGAAUCUUUUAGAGCUCCAAGUGGAAGUUCAUUUGCAGCUGAAAGGGCAUAAUAGUAGCUACAAUAUGGCCAUACAACAGACUAUUGGAUUUCACUCAAAAGAUUGUCCUGCCAAAAAAAAUGUGCUUAGGGUAUAAUUCUGUUUGUGUAAAAUGUCCUACUAUUAAAUGUUUAGGAUUUAGUGAUUUUCUUUUUGGAUUGGAAUCAGGAUCCCUUUGAUUCAUCUUUCUUUCUUUUCAUUUUUUUCAAAGAAAGUUUCGCCUGAGUUUUAUAUUUAUUUCAUUCAUCAUUGGACAUCCGAGAUACCGAUGUCCAAAAACAUACAUGUAUAUUUCCAAAUUCCAAUUACAAAUACAUUGUUAUUGUUUUUUUUACA